AUGGGUGAGCGUACCCGAGUCCGAAGGAGGUGGGCUGCAGAGCGAGAGUUUCUGUUUCGUGAGGUUGGAUUGGAGGGAUGGUUUAACGGGCUGGAUCUGGAAGGCAAGGAUGUCGCUGCUCGGAUUGAGCGAAGACAGCAGAAGAUGGAGAGACGCCGGCUGAAGCGCGAGUCCACCGAGGGAACCAGUGACAUGGAGACGGAAUCCAAGUCGGCAAAUGGGGCAAGGGGAUCGGAGGAUUGCAAAGGACAAAGUGAAGAUGCAUGA
Messenger RNA from Aspergillus viridinutans, 267 nucleotides. RefSeq lists its product as uncharacterized. The transcript has 2 exons. Bases 1 to 267 code for a protein of 88 amino acids. Lineage: Eukaryota; Fungi; Ascomycota; Eurotiomycetes; Eurotiales; Aspergillaceae. The record is from RefSeq and is a predicted model, not a curated record.